GCCUGGAGGUGUCUGAGCUGCCGGGCUCGUUUUCCGCGGGGGACUCGGACCUGGCCGGCUUCGUGGUGGGCGCGGUGGAGCGAGGGCAGGUGGCCCUGGGGCUGCAGAGAGCAGAGGAGGAGGAUGUGCUCCUUGGAGUGGCCUCCCCUGGCAUCCACGGCCGUGGCUUCGGCGCAGUCCGGAAGGUUCUCCUCGUGUCCUCCCUGCGCUGCUCGGCCCCCGCCCCCGGCGGCUGCGGGGACACCACGCUGGGAGAGGCUCUGCUGAGCCCAGCCAGGCUGUACAGCCCAGCCCUGCUGCCCCUGCUGCGCUCGGGCCACGUGAAGGCCUUUGCCCCCAUCGCUGAGGAGGGGCUGCUGGGAGCCAUCUCCAGGAUCCUGCCGGAGCACGUCAGCGCUGUUCUGGACGCUCUCAGCUGGAAGAUCCCUGAAAUCUUCUGCUGGCUUUACAAGGAGGGGAACCUCUCUGCAGAGGAGAUGGCCCAGAGCUUUCCCUGCGGGCUGGGGGCGGUGCUGGUGGUGCAGCAGGACCUGGCCCAGCACGUGCUGGGGGCCCUCCGGCGGCGUGAGGAGGCCUGGCUCAUCGGGAAGGUGGUUGCCCCUUGUCACACAGGAGGCUCCCACAUCCAGGUGGAGAACCUGGUGCAGGCCCUGCAGCUGGGCAGCCCCCAGGGCCUGCUGGGGGACACCACUGAGCACACUCAGCACCAGCCCAGGAAGGAAAAGGUGAAAGUCGCAGUUCUCGUCUCUGGAACAGGCACGGCCCUCCCUGCGCUCAUCGCUUACACCAGGGAGCCAGGCAGCUGUGCCCAGGUGGUGCUUGUCAUCUCCAGCAAGUCUGGUGUGGAGGAACUCCGGAAUGCAGCCCGGGCUGGAAUUCCCACCAGGGUGAUUGACCACAAGUUAUACGGGAGCCGCUCAGAGUUCGACAGCACCAUCGACCGAGUGCUGCAGGAGUUCUCUGUGGAGCUGAUCUGCCUGUCAGGGUUUAGGAGGAUUUUGUCCAGCCCUUUCCUCCGGAAAUGGAGAGGGAAAAUUUUGAAUGCUUCUCCAUCACUUUUUCCACUCAUCAAGGAUGGAAAUGCCCCUCAGGAGCCCCCCCAGAGUGGAUUCAAGGUCACAGGGUGCACUGUGCAUUUUGUCCUGGAGGAGCCCGGCCCCAGAGCCGUGAUCCACCAGGAGCCCAUCGCGGUGCGGGCCGAGGAGCCGGAGCAGACGCUGUGGGAGCGGCGGAGGGAGGCCGAGAGCCGAGCCCUCCCCGUGGCCCUGCAGCUCGUGGCCAGCGGGGCCGUGAGCCUGGCAGCCGAUGGGAGAACCUCCUGGAAACGGGAGAGCCAAAAUCUGGGACUGCCCGGGGAGAAGGGAGAUUGCACGUCCUCCCUCGUGGCUCCGGAGCCUCUGGAGCGCGGGGGGGAGUAGGCAGGGGACGAGGGGCUUGUUCCUGCUCACCUUCCCUCCUCCCUCCUGCUCCUGAGCUUCUCUCUGAUGGAUCCACCUCUCAGGUUUCCUCUCCCAGCCUCUUCCCUCAACUCCCAGCUUUCCUUACACUCCUCUUGGAAAAGCAGUGGUGGAAGCCAAGCUGUGUUUUCAGAUCUGGAAUUUCUUGGUUGUGUUCUCUGGUCUGGGAAGGACAGGACGAGUCACAGGGAGG
This is a messenger RNA of Empidonax traillii (willow flycatcher), 1650 nucleotides long. Its product is annotated as trifunctional purine biosynthetic protein adenosine-3-like. Gene Ontology annotation, cellular component: cytosol. Lineage: Eukaryota; Metazoa; Chordata; Aves; Passeriformes; Tyrannidae. The record is from RefSeq and is a predicted model, not a curated record. Gene Ontology annotation, molecular function: phosphoribosylformylglycinamidine cyclo-ligase activity; phosphoribosylamine-glycine ligase activity. The transcript is spliced from 8 exons. Gene Ontology annotation, biological process: 'de novo' IMP biosynthetic process; adenine biosynthetic process. The annotation marks the transcript as partial.